AAUUUUAAUUUGUAUUCGUCGAUCAUUCAUUCAUCCGACCGCGCACGCACUAUACAGURGCAACCGCAUUGCAGUCGCAGCAGUCAUCGCGCCAACACCGUCGCCAACAUCAAGCACCACAUGCAGCUCGCACUACUACAGCGCGACACACUCAACCGUUGCUGCAUCGCGCCGCUUUUGCAUACAAGCACGCUGCAUGUUCCGAUAACAUUGUUGACACUGUUGUUGUGCACGCAUACAACCGCAGGCCGUCGUUGCACCGUACGUCGCGGUAUAAAAUUGUAGCCGACGCACUCCGCUUUAUCACAACAAUAAUAAUAAUAUAACUUCGCACGUGAAGAAUACGGUCUAGAGCGCUGCGCACGACUAGUUCGAGCAUAACGGAAGGCGACGACAGCGGCGCGUCCACGCGUUGCGGAAGCAGCAGCAGCAGCCGCUGUACAACAGUUACAAUAUAAUAUUAUAUUAUACCAUUCGAGCGGUAUUCCGCGUGCUCGUGACGAAAGCAUCAGGACGUGCGUGAGACGAGAGAUCACCGACUGCGGUGACGAUUGYGGCGAGUAGUCGCGAAAUCCGGCGCAAAUUCACCUGCACCAUCAGCUUAAGCGUUCCAAGGACAGUGACAGUAACAAUACACCACUGAGUAGCUCUAGUCACAGUGAGCGCAGUCUAUCAUCGUCACACUCGCCAUCACCGGAUUYACAACACCAGUUUUCUCUGACCAUAAACAAUUCUACCAACAACCAAAAUUUCCAACAUCAAUCCAGGAAAAGGAGUAAAAUUUCCAUUGGCAAUAGAUCAGUGAUUCCGUCCCCUAUUGAUACGCUUAGUAAAAGUAACAACUUAAACGCUGUUCACCAAAAUCUCAACGAAAAUUCAGGUGUCAAAAAAAACAAUCACUAUACAUCUAGUUCGACUGAGGAUAAAAACCAGCUCUGUUCAUCACAUACUGAAUACUCGUCGAGCUUGUGUGCGAAGGAACCAGUCAUACUUGCCACAAGAAAAGCUCAUAUAGAGAAUAACGUUGAUAAUCUUAUUAAUGAUCUGCAUGCUUCAUUUAAUAUAACUCGUAUGGUCAUUAAUAAUCAUAGAAGUUUCAUUGAAUCGAAACUUAAGCAAAUGAAUGAACAGUGUGAAAAAUUGAACAUCAGCUUGAACGAUUCUAAAUAAAAUUUAAGCCUAUCACCAUAAUUUAUCACCAUUACUUAUCAACAAACCACUUCAAUCACCAAAGCGAACCAAAUCAACUACCAGACAUUUGUCACCGGAAUAUCUAGCCACGGAGACAUCAAAAUGGAUAAUCCGGCAGCAGUAUUGUCGGAUGACGUGGUUGACUGGAGUUCACAGGCUCCAUCGACGGGCAGCAAUCAGCCCCAAACACAGCUUCGGUUAAGCGGUGGUUCCGACGGCAUCUACAGUACCAAUAUCUCAAAUAAUUCUCAACAGACACAAUCACCAACACCCCAUCAGAAACAACAAUUUCAACAGCCGACACCACAACAACACUAUAAGCGCAAUGCGUCAACUUAUUCAAUAGACAUUCCAGCAACCCUUGGAUUGAUGGUGACGAAUGGCAACCCCGCUGCCAACGAAAGAUCAACUACAUCGUCUACUAUGAAGCUGACUGAGUACUCGAGUAGCGGAAGCAGCAGCAGCAGCAACGGCGGAAGCGUCAGCGACGGGACCGCGACCGCYACAUCGUACAUCAUAUCCGGUGGCAAGGGCGAAAAGGCCGAUGGCAACGGGAUGGUCGGCGGACGACGCCGCAAAGGCGGCAAGAAGCAGCCGCGUUACGAUCCGUUCCAGAUGCGAGACAAGUCUAAGGCGACCACUGACAGCGGCGCCUUAUUGCAUCUAAUCAAGAGCAGCCUCGGCAGUGGCAUCCUCGCCAUGCCAAACGCGUUUAAAAACGGUGGGCUCAUCUUCGGACUUAUCGGCACGGCAGCCAUCGGAACGCUUUGUACACAUUGCAUAUACCUUCUGGUGCUAUGUUCGCAAACGCUUGCCCGCCGUACUCGCCGCCCUGCCCUCGGCUUUGCCGACACCGCUGCAGCCGCGUUCAGCACUGGUCCUCGCCGUUUCCGUGCCUGGGCUACGUUCGCCAGAAUUUAUACCGAUAACUUUUUUUACGCGAUACACUCUGUACACACAAUGUCGUGCAAAAAAAAAAAUGUAAUGUUCACCAUGUGGUUUAUCGUUCACGYACAGGUGGCCGACACGCACACUCCACUGGAAUGGCACAUGUCUAUCCGCGCCUGGAUCCUCGGCCUGGCCAUCCCGCUGGUGCCUCUCGGCAUCGUUCGCUCGCUCCGUCUGCUUGUCCCGUUCUCGGCCAUAGCCACCGCGUUCAUAAUGGUCGGCUUGGGAUGUACCAUGUCGUGGGUUGUGACCGGCGUCAGUCUGUUUGCCGACGAGAGUGCCCUGACGGCGGCCGUACCACUGCCGGAAAUCGGAUCCCGCCCGUGGAUCGCCCCCGUAGGCCACAUGCCCCUGUUCUUCGCCACCGUCCUGUUCGCCAUGGAGGGCAUCGGCACCGUACUCCCGAUCGAGAAUUCAAUGCGCCAUCCGCAACGGUUCCUCAAUGCUCGUCCUUGCGGAGUUUUGAACGCCGCCAUGGUGCUAGUCGUGUGCUUGUACUCGGUCGCCGGAUUCCUUGGAUAUUUGCGUUUCGGUGACGCCACUGACGGAUCGAUCACGCUCAAUCUGCCCAACGAUCUGUUCGCCGAGUCGGUGAAAAUCAUGGUGGCGCUGUCCAUACUUUUCUCUUACGGUCUGCAGUUCUGCGUGCCCAGCGAGAUUGUGUGGACCCGCCUGGAGCCAUGGUUGCGCAAGCGUCGUCAAAACGACAAGUAUUCUGCGGACACCAAGACAUCGACGUCCUGCGGUGCGGUCGUGAACACCAUCGCCGGUAGCACCAUGUCUACGGCCACCACGGUCACUACGGCCACCAUUACAUCCGUGGAUGAGAAAAAGCAGCUCGAACUCGAGUCUAACUUACAGGAGAAACCCAUGGAAGGAGCGUACUAUGUGAUGAGAGCCACCAUGAUCCUGGGAACCGUGUUUAUCGCCGCCCUGGUGCCUGAUCUGGCGCCAUUCAUCUCGCUCAUCGGUGCAGUGUUCUUCUCAAUACUGGGCCUGAUGUGUCCGGCCGUCAUCCAUCUGGUCGCGUUCUGGAACCACGGUGACGAGGACGGUGAGGACGCGGACGAUGCGACCGACUCGGAAGACGACUUGGACUUUGACGGCGACUAUUACGCGGUGGACGACGACACGGACCUGGAGGCGGUGCAGCGACAGCCACAGCGGAGGAGAAGCAGCGGCCGGUCGACACGACGCCGCCGUAAGGGCAUGAGUCGUUGGAUCGUGGCCAAGGAUGUGGCCAUCGUGUUGAUCGCGCUCAUCGCACUGGUGUCCGGCACGUAUGCGUCGCUCGUGGACAUCGUGGCGUUCUACGGAUUAGGUGGCGAGGGCGGUCACCACGUUGCCAACGCCAACGGCACCGCCGUCACUUCCGGCACCACCACUAUCGGACCGGGACCGGAAUCGGCGUUCCUGAUAGCGGCGAACGUGACACCACAAUAGAUUGGCGGACGGGAAAACAAAACAA
This is a messenger RNA of Diuraphis noxia (Russian wheat aphid), 3607 nucleotides long. Its product is annotated as proton-coupled amino acid transporter-like protein pathetic. Gene Ontology annotation, biological process: amino acid transmembrane transport. Gene Ontology annotation, molecular function: L-amino acid transmembrane transporter activity. The record is from RefSeq and is a predicted model, not a curated record. NCBI's taxonomy places the organism in Eukaryota, Metazoa, Arthropoda, Insecta, Hemiptera, Aphididae. Gene Ontology annotation, cellular component: vacuolar membrane.